This is a messenger RNA of Paecilomyces variotii, 2185 nucleotides long. RefSeq names its product MFS transporter. Gene Ontology annotation, cellular component: membrane. Gene Ontology annotation, biological process: L-cysteine transport; transmembrane transport. The record is from RefSeq and is a predicted model, not a curated record. The transcript has 3 exons. Lineage: Eukaryota; Fungi; Ascomycota; Eurotiomycetes; Eurotiales; Thermoascaceae. Bases 313 to 1908 code for a protein of 531 amino acids. Gene Ontology annotation, molecular function: L-cysteine transmembrane transporter activity.
AUUAUCAUUUCUUGUUCACUUAAAAGAGAUUAUCUAGGCAGCGGUUGGUGAGCGCAUAUUUCCGCAUCACGCGAGACGAAGAUAGUGUAACGUAGACUUUCUUGCCUUAGAAGACUGCAGGGAUCGCUUCGCAGAUAAACGUCGGUGAGGCAGCCAACGCCAUAUAUUGCGUUCUCGAGACCAUAUUCAGCUCUCCAUCCGCCGGUCAAUGUAGCUAUCCAGGGCUAAAUUGUGAAUUAUAGAUCUCUCUGAAUUCUUUCGUUGUCAUAUCGCAUCAUCGGCCGUCUGUCGAUCAUUUAUUCGCCGGACGACAUGGCCGAGUACGAAAAGUCAACGGCAGCUGUGGUGGCUAUUUCAGCCCCAGCCUCAGAAGCUGAGAAAACUAAGUCAAUAUCAGAACGAUCUGCAGAUGUCACAUUGCGAUUCAUCAAGGAAUAUGGGAGUAGCGUGGGACAGUUAACCCCGGAGAAGGAGAAGAGAUUACGAUGGAAGCUAUAUUUUCAUGUUAUGACUCUGUUGAUUUCGAUCAAUUUGAUGCUGUUCAUUGAUAAAUCGACCUUGUCGUAUUCUACGCUUCUGGGAUUAUUUGACGAGAAUCAUAUCAAUAAGUCGCAAUAUAACAAUUUGAAUACAUUCUUUUAUGUCGGCUAUAUAAUUGCGCAGGCCCCAGGACAUUAUUUAAUGCAGCGCUUGCCACUAGGACGAUUUGUGGCUGUUACUGUUUUUAUAUGGUCGAUUAUCAUCUUUCUGCACUGCACCGCAAAGGACUAUGGCGGUCUCAUCGUGCUCCGAUUGUUACUUGGUGUAUUCGAAGCAUGUCUUCUUCCUGCCAUGGAGAUUACCCUUGGAAUGUUCUUCCCGCCCAUCGCGCAGGGACGGUUACAACCCGUGUUCUGGAUAUCAUGCGUGGCUGCUCCAAUACCCAGCGGCUUCAUCGCAUACGGUCUUCUGCACAGUACAAGCAGAAUCCGACCCUGGAAAUUCUUUAUGAUCAUCACCGGUGGACUUACCCUCAUCCUGGCUGUGUAUAGUUGGUUCUUUUAUCCAGACAACCCCGUCAAGGCUAGAUUCCUUACUCUGGAAGAGAAAGUACAUGCUGCUCAGCGUGUCCAUGAAGCGACCAGAAGUUCCAUCGAACAGAAGCAAUUCAAAUGGUACCAAUUCUGGGAAACCCUCCGUGAUCCGGUAUCGUGGCUGUUUACCUUACAGCCAUUUAUGCUGAUGCUAUCGAACAAUCUCUACUACCAGCAGAAUCUCCUCUUUCUCGAUAUCGGCGUGUCGGACUUAGGAUCCACUCUUGUGGGCGUGGCAGGUGGUGGUUUCGCUGUCGUUUGCUGCAUCAUCGCAACUAUCCUCUUUCGACUAUUUCCAAAUAAUAACGCCUACUGGGGGACCUUCUGGUGUCUUCCUGCCGUAGCAGGUGGGAUUGGCAUGGUCACAGUACCUUGGCAUAAGAAGAUUAGUCUCCUUGCCUGUCUCACCCUUGCGGCAACCACCUACGGCGUAACGUAUAUUACGGCCCUUGGAUGGACGACGUCCAGCGCGGCAGGUUACACGAAGAAACUAACGCGAAAUGUACUGUUUAUGGCAGGAUAUGGGAUCGCGAAUCUAGUCGGGCCACAGAUCUGGGUUGCUCACGAUGCACCGCGGUAUUAUGCCGCGUGGAUCGUACAGAUCGUGAUCAGCUGGGUUGGCGCACCUAUCAUCCUGCUUAUUAUCAGAUGGACCUUAGCGCGUCGCAAUGAGGAACGUCGAGUUUGGAUCGCUGAACAAGACGCUCUGGGCAGGCAUGCGACUGGGAUUGUGGAACAGCUGGACGAAAGUGGACGUGCAGUCGAGGUAGAAGCAGAAGUUUCUCUAUUGGAUCUGACGGAUCUGGAAAACAAGUACUUUCUUUAUCCACUUUGAGGACAAUCUGAGAAAGAUCUACCAACCGUUUACUCUAUAAGAUAUCAUUAUCGGAAAGGUUCCGGAGAGCAUUAAUACUAGUUAGUACUGGAUAUUAUAUAGAAGAUUCAAGAUAGUCACGCGAUUCGUGAAGAAUCAGCAACAAUAAUAGGGGGAUUGUGUACCACAACUAGAUACCUAGCCAGAAUGUAGCAUAAAUUGUACCAUAGACAUAAUAAUGUCGUAUCGGAAUCUGGAGGGAUUAACGGGUUUGCUCCACGGCGCAAGGUCGAUCAAG